AGAUGGCGUCCGUCGAGACAUUCUCGGCUACUGGAGAAAUUACUUCUCGUUUCAACGAACUUCUUCGAGGUGUGUCCGAUGAACUAAGCCCUGAAGAACUAAGCCAUGCCGUAUUCUCCAUAAAAACUAAUUUUAAGGGCGAGUUUGAGAAACAAGGGAAACAAGAUUUGUACUCAUGCCUCCAAAUAUUCGCUAACCAAGGUCUUGUAUCGGAGGACAAUCUGACUUUAUUGGAGGGGUUUGUAGGCCCGAAAGCGUCCAACAAAGAGUCUCUUAAGGAAAAAAUUCAACAAUUUAAAGAAAUCCGUCAACAGGAGGUCAGUCCUGGAAAGGAAGAAUCAGGUUUGACCGGCAGAGAUCGUGACUUGGAGAAGGUGAUGAAAAUGUUGACGGCGGGAAGUUCGCGUGUUGUCAAUUUACAUGGAAUUAGCGGAGUAGGCAAAACGAAAUUGGCGAUGGAAACUGUUUCAAAGUGGACAGGAAGAAAAUUCAAGGCUGAUCUUAGAGAAAUCACUAGGAUGGAAGACGUUCAUUUUCACGUUUUAAACGCUUUAGCACCGGGAUCAGACAAAACGAUCAUAAGCUUCGAAGCUAAUCCAGUCGUUGAAUUAAUGCAACAAUUGAGGCAAGCAGAGCAACACAGUGACAUAUUACUGCUCCUUGAUAACAUCGAGAAAUUUGCUGGAGGAGAUGAUCAAGCUUCCAUCUUUCUUAAUGACAAUUUCGUGACGUUUCUGCAGCGACUUCUGGGUCCAAAGGAUUAUCCGGGAAAAUCGAAAUUGAAGAUUUUGCUGACAUCGAGAUCAACACUGCGUCACGCAAAAUUGGCCAAAGUUGACGAUUACGAAGUUAUGGCCUUAGAGAAAGCUUCAUCAAGUGUUCUAUUCCAAAAUCAGAGAAUUGGCAACAUUGGAGAAGGUCAAAUGGAGAAACUGCUGCAGAUGUGCCAAGGGAAUCCCCUCAUCAUUAAGGGAAUGGCAGCAAUCUUGAGGCAACAAAUAGCCGAUGACACCAGGAUUCUGGAAACGAUUGAGCAGCAACUAGAGGACGAGCCUUCAGAGGGGGAAAUACCACCAACAGAGAAGGAGAGUCGAGAGAGAGAAGUAUUUGACCCUGAAAAGGAAGGCAUUAAUAAAGAGCAUGAAAGCUGUUUAAGAAAAAUGUUUUUCUUCCUGCCCAGUCAAAAGUUACAAAAUUCCGCCAUUUCGAUGUCCUUGUUCUGUCGCUCUUUCUCUGUCGAAGCAGCAGCUGAAGUCCUUGGAGAGGACUUGUCAGAGGCUGUUAUGCAACUGGAGGGUCUCAGGAAUAGUCAGGUGCUAAUGGUAGACACUGACGUGAAAGAACUCACCUAUGACAUCCAUCCUUUGGUGCGAACAUUUCUGAAAAGCAUCGGCAGCAACCUAAAAAAGUUCAACAAAGUUUACGAGAAGGCAAAAGGUAGGUUCCAUGAACAUUUCAUGUCCAAAAUGGAAGCGAUUUCUGGGCUUUUGGACAAAGACUACAUUGAGGCCUUCGAUAGAUUUGAUCUUGACAAACCAAACUUUGAACUGGCUUUGGACAUUUCAUUCAAGUCAGACCAUCUUCUUAUUCCAAAAGAGCAUCGUGAAAGUGUUAUGAUCUUCUAUCUCUUCGAGGCCAUGCUUGAUGAAAAAGCAAGAAGGAACAUUUUUAAUUGUUGGGCUGAGAAGGUCGAUGAAGAUGGAAAGGAAGGUUCCUUACUUCGAGCAGAACUAAAAUGCAGAGAAGCUUUGAUAGUUCUUAAACUUGAGGGAUGGCAGAGAGCAUUAGCAGUCGUGAAGAGAGCUAAAGAGUCACUAACCACAGUACAGAAGGAAACUAAGAGAACAGAUUUCUUUAGGUUGACCAAGAGUUCGUACCUAUACACUGAGGGUGAAGUGUAUCACAGAGCAGGAAAUAUGCCAAAGUCGCUGAAGAUUUUACACCGGGCGUUGAGGAUAAUGCAAGAUGUACUUCAUAGCCACACAAGCACUUCAAGGUGCUUAAACGCCAUUGGAAACUGCCACAACAAGUUGGGAGAACAUGACGAGGCCAUAAAGUACUACACGAGAGCGUAUGAUAUGAGACAAGAGCUCUCUGGCUCUAUGAAACAUUUUGACAUGCCGUUCUUCAAAGGACAAAUCGGAACGGUUUAUGAAGGAAAGAAACAAUUUGAAAAGGCCAUCGAACACUACAAAGAGGCCUUAGAGCUCGCAAAGGAACUGAAAAUCCCAGGCAUGGUGAACACUGCGCUGUACAAUCGAAACAUUGCUAACGCGUACUGUUGGUUGCGAAAUUUUGACGACGCCUACCAACCUGCAAAGAAUGGUUACGAGAUUCGUAAAGUCAUUUUGGGAAAGCAUCCUUGGACCGCUCGAAGUGCUUUCCAGAUGGCGGAGAUUUGCCGAGACUUGGAGUACUUUGACGAAGCAGAAGAGUUUUAUGAGGAAGCAUGGGAGAUUGAAAAAUCUCUUGGCCAAGGAAACCACAGCGAGGUCAUGGUCAGAAUCGUUAAGAGCUAUGAAACGUUCCUUCACAAAGGAAAGAGGAAAGAUCAGUUUCGACAAGAAGCAUUUGACUUUUAUCUACGCUACUGGGACGAAGAGAGAGCCUUCGAAGGUUUUGAAUUUUCUCCACCAAACAAGAAAGUCAUAGAUUCAAUAAACGAAAGGCUUAGUGAAUUUGGUGACAGACAAACACAGAAGAGAUACCAAGAAGAAGCUCUAUGGUUUUAUGAAGGCGCGUGGAAUUCACCUGACACGAGAAAGUUACCAGAUACCGAGAGAGAGGAUAUUCUGCAAACUCUCUCGAGGCUUUGUCACCAGCUUCGCAAAAAAGAUAUGGCAACGAAAUACCGCAACGAACUCUUUCGAUUUUACGAAAAGAAGUGGAAAAGAGAUAAGAAAGGAAUGUCAGAGCGCGACAAAAUUGACAUUCUCAUCACUCUCGUAGAGAUGGCUACAUCACUGAUGAAAGAAGAGAAGAAACUGAAGUAUGAGAGUUUGUUAAAGAAAGCCAGACAGAGCGGAACUUUGAUGGGAGCUAUGAAAGGAUUCUUUUCUUCUGGAGCAGAAGCUGAGCAGAUGUCUAGUGAUGAUGAUGAAGACGAAGAUGACUUUCCUCCCGAUGAUGAUGAUGAUGAUGAGGAUGAUCCCGAUAGUACUAGCGAUGGCAGCGAUGAGAUUCCAGAAGUGAUCGGGCAGGUGGAACAGUUAGCAGUUCAAGAAGAAGAGGGAGAAGAGUUAGAGAGUGAGCAGCAACAAGAUCCAGACAGGAUAACCUUACAUGAAGAAAUACUCACUAGCAAGGACGUAAACUGGAAUAUCAAGCAAGGAGCUGUGCACCUAGCCUUUCCUCGUGACGCUGUAUCUGAGCCCACCGUGAUAACGGUCCAUCGAUGGAGACCCACAGUCCUGUGCCCUCCUUUGCAGGAGCACGAGACUCUUGUCAGCAACGUGAUUGAAAUUUCUUCCAGCAGUCAGGAAGCUUUCAUAUUUGAAGCUGAAGUUAAGAUUUCCUUCACUCACAGUUCUCCCGGCCUACACGGCUACGAAUUGGUGUUGUACAAACUGAUCCACAACGAGACUGCUGCAUGGGAAGAAGUGAUUGGUGUGGAAGAAUUCAGAACUAUCUCAGAUUUUGAAGAAGAGAAUAAAACUAGCCAAGAAAUUCCCAAUUUACACUUCCCUGUUGUACAAGCGGAUAUCACAGAAUGCGCCACAUAUGCAGUAGUCAGUCGUCUCCAUCUUUCCCCUGAAUUCACGAUUACACCAACUGGCGGUUCCUUCAUCAUGCCUGAAUAUCCAAGUGUGAGUGUUACUAUCCCGAAAAAGGCUGUUACUGCGAAAACAAGGAUUCCUCUUGGAAUGAAGGUGCAAGAAGUACCAGGUGAAGAGUUUAAGGCUAGCGAUAUACUUAUUGGACCUGUACUGCGAAUAGUGUGCGACGAAAUGGUUGAGUUCUUGAAGCCUGUUACCAUCACACUGCCAGUUUCUUUGGGAGACACGCACCACGACUUUCCUGAUCCAAUGGCAUGCCGAGUUAGAAUAUUGUUUCUGAGUUCUGAUGGUGAGCAGAAGGAAUGGUUGGACAUCACUGAAGAUUUGAAGAACCCUGUGACGUUCGACGGGAUGACAGUCAAAUUCCAGGUGGAGCGCUUCUCUGGGUAUUCGUAUCUUAUUGACUGGUCUGCAAAGAGCCCCUGGUAUCAAGGUGUUAUCGGAUAUCUGUCGAGCCUUAUUGGGACCCAACCUCAGCUGGCAGUGUUCUUCGCUUACUUCCCACUCGAGGACCGCCCUGACUCUCAAGACAUCUUGUACCUAAUUUGCUGCCCGUCUCAGCUUAGAGAAAAGAAUGACUGGAACACUGAACGCUUAUUGCUAACUAUGACAUGUACUGGCACUACAUUGAAUAUUGACUGUAAUUUUCGAGGAAAAAACGGAAAGACGCGUCCAAUUUUUUCUUUUUCUCCUACUUAUUCAGGCAUCAUACUGAGGGAUCUUAUUCCUAGUGAGCAGUUCGAGCGCUUAGAAAAACUUUAUCAUGCAGCAACCGAUGGCUCAUUAGAAGAGGCUUCCCACCAAAAUGCCGCGUCAUCUGCCAACAGUCUGUUCUCGACAAAUCCUUUUGCUCCUUUAUGCGUAAGCGAGGACGAGGACGAGGACGAGGACGAGGACGAGGACGAGGACGAGGACGAGGACGAGGACGAGGACGAGGGGGACGAAUUGCCUGAUGCCAAAUCAAAAGUUGGAGAAGAGGAGGAGGAAGAAAUUGAAGUGGAGAUAUCAGAUGAAGAAGAUACUUUGCCAAACCCUGCAUAUGCCAAAAAGAUUAGGAUCAGGAGAGAAAGAAUAACAGACAAGGGAGACACAUGGAAUCUUCCAGAAGCAGGUGCAUUUAUUACCUUUUUCCCGGGAAUCAUGAAAGAACCAUUGUGGAUCUGUUGUUCCAAAUGGAGUCCUAGGUUCCUCUCUCCUCCAAUAGACAGUAAUGAGCUCUUAGUGAGCAAUGUGAUUGAACUAUCUCAUCAUGGCCCACCAACUCUAAAGUCUAUGGAAGAUGCUACAGAAAGCAUAACAGUGGGUUUGUUCCACAGUGCCUCUGAUUUCAAGGGAUACGAAGUGGUUAUUAAGAAACUGGUUGAUCCAGAAAAGAACGAGUGGUAUGAUUUGGAAACUAGAAUUGUUUGGGACACAGCAGAGAUGCAGCCAGCCAUUUCCAAGUGGACGUGCCCUUACGCUGAAGCUACUUCUACAAUAACCCGUUUUUCUUCUUUCGCCGUGGUUUGGCGCCUUAAGUCUUUUAGGUUUCCAAAGCCAAACUCCAUCACCCCUGAGUUCAUCUGUUCAGUGCCAGACUAUCCAAAUGUCAGUAUUGUAAUCCCUUGGAACUCUGUUCCUUACAGUCCAGACUUCUGCAUGACUCUGAAGAUUCAAGAACCGCCAAGCAUUGACCAUAAAAGUGUGGAAAUGUUAGUUGGUCCGAUUCUCCACAUAUUGUGCUCGCAUGAAGUGAAUCUUUUGGAGCCAGCAAGAAUAAAACUACCUCUUGAAUUUUUCAAGGGGAAAAGAGAAUUGGUGCAUUCCGGUCAGUGGAGGGUAUUUCACUUUCAGCAGGAAUGGGCAGACAUCACAGAUCAGUUGGAGAUGUCCGUCACCCUUACAGAUGGAAUAGUGACUUUUAAAGUGAAAGCUUUCUGCCGGUUUUUGCCUUUGAUAGCGGAUAAUCCUGCCGUUGUUAACGCUGGUGAUUUCUCUGAUCUGGACCGGAGAUCUAUGAGACAACUAGCUGGUUUUUUAGCUUGCGUUUGUCGUGAUGACGAGAGGUUCUUGCUGAAAUUAUUCUGUUUUCCUUUGAAUUUGAAAUCCGAAGUGCAUAACUGUACGUCGCGCUACAAUGUGAUUUAUCAAGGCCAUGGAAACUCAAAGCAACCGCUAUUCAACGAGGACCAAACGUUUGUGUCUCUUUCGGAAGGACUAAAGGUGCACGGAGAAAAAAAUAUCGAAGACCUCUCCUUAAAGUUUUUCGGGGAUGGAGUAGCCCAAGAAAAUGUGUACGUUACUAUUAGAGAUAAAAAUGUUGUUUUUGGACACGGGAUAAAAUUUGGACGACAAGCACAAUUUCUGAAAGGACCCCCGUAUAAUUGCAAGUGGAUCCAAGUGGUGCAUACUGCUUCAGAAGAACUUGCCAAGUACAAAGGCUAUGACGCUCCUAUAACUAAAGGUGAGAGAAAACGUGACAUCGAGGUUGCACUUUGUAAAGAAGCUCAUCUGGUCGUACCGGUUGGACCCAAACUGCGCGAACAGUACUCUUCAUACCUUGCGUCUAAACCAGAUGGAGAUAUUGUUCCAUUAACACCAGGCCUUUUCGAAGAGUUUGAAAAUUCUCCAAAUUUAAACAAAGAUUCGGAAGGGAGAUUCGAGUUCAAAGUGUUAUUAUGUGGUCGUGGGGAUCCUGAGGACUUUCAACUUAAGGGUUACGACAUUGCCGGACUGGCCUUUGUUGUGCGGGAAUUGAGGGAAACGCGGUGUUGUCUCUUAUUUGUGGGUGUCCGUGAUGGAGAGCAAGAUGUGAAAACGAAACUAUUUCUCAGCCAUGGUAUCGAUAAAAAGCAGUUGUACGUCAGAAGAUUUGUCGAAAGCAGGGCCUUAAUGAAGGACUUACUCUGUGAAGUUGAUCUGGCGAUUAUGCCGUCGCGGACUGAGGGUUUCGGUCUUGUUUCCCUUGAGGCACUCUCUUCAGGUCUUCCUUUUCUUGUAGGCAACAAUUCAGGCUUUGCUCAAGCCAUAAGAGACUUACCAAAUGGAAAGGCAUUUAUUGUUGAUUCCGAGGAACCCAAGGAAUGGGCUACUGCAAUCGCGACUGUUCAAAAAGAGCAUAGAAAAUACAUACAGAAGAUCAAGGAACUACGAGAAGCUUAUGGAAAGAAAUACAGUUGGAAGGAGCAGUGUGAAACUCUUGUAGACAAGAUGAAGAAGAUGAUUCAGGGUGUAAACUGA
Messenger RNA from Stylophora pistillata, 6995 nucleotides. RefSeq lists its product as uncharacterized. Gene Ontology annotation, biological process: signal transduction. The record is from RefSeq and is a predicted model, not a curated record. Gene Ontology annotation, molecular function: protein binding; ADP binding. Lineage: Eukaryota; Metazoa; Cnidaria; Anthozoa; Scleractinia; Pocilloporidae.